GUAAUUUUCCAAUAAAUUAACAUUAUUGUAGUGUCUUUCAAUCGGGUAUAUUCAUCAUGGCGUAUUUAAAAUAUUUGUUAUUAUUUUUAAAUGUGGCGCUACUACAUGCUUCACCACUGCACCUCAACGAAGAUGACUUGUUGCAAUUUGAUCAAAAAGAAAAUGAAGUUUCCGAAGUUCAGGAUAUAUAUCGAUUAUCCGAUGAAGUGAUUCCGAAGUCGUACCAGUUGAACAUGGAACCAGAUUUAGAAAAAUUCACCUUCAGUGGUAAAGUAGAAAUUGAAAUCUCUGUACGAUUUUCAACAGGCAAGGUUAUUCUGCACAGUAAAAACUUGAAAAUAAAUAGCUGUAAACUAUUAAGCACGCGAAAGUCACUACCAAAUAAAUUCAAACUUGACGAAGCUAAUGAAAUUUUGAUCAUUGAAACUGAGGAAACAUUACUGUACGGUACGGGUUACACGUUGAUAAUUGAAUUUGAAGGCGUUUUAAACGAUGAUAUGAAAGGAUUUUACCGAAGUUCUUAUACCAUGGACAAUAAAAAAUAUUGGUUAGCAGUAACGCAGUUCGAGACAUCAUCUGCCAGAGAGGCGUUCCCUUGUUUCGAUGAACCACGAUUCAGGACUCCAUUCCAAAUUUCUGUCUCUCACUUCAGCAAUCAGAAUGCAAUCAGCAAUAUGCCACAAGAAUCGCGAUCGUAUACCAGAGAUCCUUCAGGUAGAUACCGUAUCUGGACCGGAUUUAAACGCACUCCACCGAUGGCAACCUAUCUAGUAGCUUUCAUGGUAUCAGAGUUUACCUAUGUCACCGACGAUGACGAUAAAAUCAAAGUAUAUGUGAGACCUAACGCCAAAAAGCAAGCAUCUUAUGCAUUGCAACAAAGUACGAAGUCACUAAAACAAAUGGAAGGUUACAUUGGUAUACCACACAAGUUACCAAAGCUGGAUGUGGUGGGAGUGCCCGAUUUCGAAGCGGGAGCGAUGGAAAAUUGGGGAAUGACAACGUAUAGAGAAAGAUUUGUCAUUAUGGACGAACAAUUGCCGAGCAGCGCAAUACAAAAAAGUGCUGCCACUCAAGUGAUAAGUCACGAAUUCGCCCAUCAAUGGUUUGGAGAUCUUGUGACGCCAGCAUGGUGGGAUUAUCUAUGGCUUAAUGAAGGAUUUGCAAGAUACUUUGAAUACUUCACCACUGCAAGAAUUGAACCAACUUGGGAUAUGGAUAAAUUUUUCGUCAUAGGCCAAGUACAGCCGACUUUAUGGAAUGAAAUCGGUACUCAACGCGCAAUGACCACUUCCGUAUCAAAGAAGAACCAACUUGACGAUAUAUUCGAUGUAAUUAGUUAUUCUAAAGCUGCUUCAAUCAUCCGAAUGUUUGAACAUAUGGUUUCACCGAGUGUAUUCAAAUCUGCUCUCCAAAAAUAUUUGAAAAAUGGAGCUGAAAAAUAUGAUGGCACUGUUGUACCAGCACACCUUUUUGAAGCUUUUGAUGAACAAACAUCAUAUACCACGGUAGCACUGCCAGAGCACACUUCAAUCUCUGAUAUAAUGAAACCAUGGACUGAAAAUAUUGGAUAUCCAUUGGUUACAGUAUCUCGUUGUUACCACCACGGAAAAGUAUCCAUCACACAGACCACUUACAAAUCACCAAGAGCGCCUAAAACUUUACCAGAUCAGAAAUGGAUAAUACCUUUGACAUACACAACAAAAUCUGAGUUGAAAUUUUCCAACACCAAACCGAAUCAAUGGUCAUUUGCAGAAAAACCAACGCGUCUGCCAGAAACAUUCCCCAAUUCCGACUGGGUUUUAUUCAAUUUACAACACACAGGAUAUUACAGAGUGAACUAUGAUUUGAAAAACUGGCAACUUCUAACUGAUCAAUUGCUUCAACAGCCUGGAAAAAUUGUCUCUUUGAAUAGAGCUCAGCUGAUCGACGAUUCAUUUGCUUUAGCUUACGAAGAUAAACUUGACUACAAAGUUCCUCUGAAUCUGAUUCAAUAUUUGCCAAAAGAAAAGGACAUUUUCCCUUGGAUUACAGCAGCAACCUCUCUGAAUAUGUUGCUCACAAAGUAUGAGCCAACAUUGCUCAAUUCUCAACUAAAAAGUUACAUUCGAGGUAUUCUUGAAAAAUCAUUUGAUAAUGUUGGAUUCGAAGUAUUUGAAUCUGACAGUCACGCAAACAAAGUAGGAAAACCAAUAUUUCUGGAGCUGGCAUGCAGACUAGGCGUAAAAUCUUGCGUUGAUAAAGCUGCAGAAGCGUAUACUAAAAAUAAAAAUGAUCUAAAUGGUGUUAAGCCAGAUUUGAAAAAAGUAGUGUUCUGUUCUGCAUUACGAGACUCAGAAGACAAACAGAAUGCUUUUGAUAGCUUAUGGAAAUUGUACCUGAAACCCGAUAUUGUUAAUGACAAAAUGGCAAUUAUAGAAUCUCUUUCAUGUGUUAAGGAUGAAGAUAUUGUGAAGAAAGUACUGUCUAAAUUAAUCGAUUCGAAAAAUGAAGAAAUUCGGAAACAGGAUACAUUCUAUUUUUAUAGAGCACUUCUUUCUAAUUCUGAAACAUCUAGAACAACGGCCGGAAUUAAAUUUUUGCAAGAUAAAAUAUCGGCGAUACCGGAAAUGGAUAAACAUGGUAUUUCAGCCUUUGAAAAUAUUUUGAAGAAAAUCAAGAACAAUGUAAAAACUAAUGAACAACUGCAACUGUUGAAAGAUUUGGAGCAAAAAUCUAAAACAUUGGAUCAAACGAAAUUUGGAUACUUGACUACAAUAAUUCAGGGAGCACAAACCAAAGGAUCAAACAGCAUGCAAGAAAAUAUUAAAAAGGCAGAAAUUUUAAUCCCUAUCAUUACUCAAAUAUUAUCUCCCGGUACCAACGAUGAUAAGACUAGUCCAGCAUCACCAACGUCACCAUCACCUACCUCAGGCGCUGCGACUUUAGUUUCAUCUAUGUGGACACAUGUAAUAAUCGUCGGUAUUUUUCUUCGUUAUGGAAUACCUGCAUUUAAUUUUGAUCUAAUGUGAAAUUUUAUGUAAUAUUUUGAAAUAAUGUCUGUUUUUGAAUAAACAUUCAAUUGCUUGAUUCUUAUUUGA
Messenger RNA from Planococcus citri (citrus mealybug), 3077 nucleotides. RefSeq names its product aminopeptidase N-like. NCBI's taxonomy places the organism in Eukaryota, Metazoa, Arthropoda, Insecta, Hemiptera, Pseudococcidae. The coding region runs from base 57 to 3008 and encodes 983 amino acids. Gene Ontology annotation, molecular function: peptide binding; metalloaminopeptidase activity; zinc ion binding. Gene Ontology annotation, biological process: proteolysis; peptide catabolic process. The record is from RefSeq and is a predicted model, not a curated record. Gene Ontology annotation, cellular component: cytoplasm. The transcript is spliced from 14 exons.